AUGGCAUCCUCCUCCAACCGGCGCGACUACCACAACGUCCCCGCCGUCGACAUCGACGCCGACGACGGCGACCUGAUCGACCCGGAUGACGCCGACCUCAACACCUUCGACGACCCCUUAGCCGCAACCCCCACAACCAGCACCUCGCCUACCACCACCACCGCCACCCACCACCCACGCCAUACCCUCUCCGGCACCAUCACCACCUCCCAGCGCUCCUCCUCACAACGCCAAACCUCCGCCUCCUCAUCAUCUUGGUUCUCUUCGAACCCCCUCCUGCAAGGAGAAGACCGCCUGCGCCCCUACGACCAAUCCACCAUCGACGAGUCCGUCUGGGCGACCCUGCGCCGCGACCUUCUCGCCGUGUGGUCCAAGCUGCGCGAGGUGCUGUAUCCACGGCACCUGUUCAGCGCCAUAACCGGCUCCAACAACGGCGGGCCGUCACUGCGUGAUGCCUACGCCGGGCUGCGAAACACCUACUUUUCCCUGCGUAGCGGGGGUGUCGCGGCAGCAAGGGAAGAGCUAGCUGGUCUAGCGGGACGGGUUAUGGAUGCGGAGAGGCUACUGGAGAGUGAAGAGGGCGGGAUGAGAGGAGGAUUGAGGGAUUGGGAUUUGUGGGGACCGUUGGUGUUUUGUUUGGUGUUGAGCACGUUAUUGUGUUUGGAGAGUAGGGAGGAGCAGAGGGAGGUGGUGUUUAGUGGAGUAUUUGCGAUUGUUUGGGUGGGGAUGGCGGCGGUGACGGUACAGAUUAAGUUGUUGGGGGGGAAUAUUUCGUUUAUGCAGUCGAUCUGUGUCAUCGGGUACACCCUAUUCCCGCUCGAUAUUGCUGCGCUGUUGUCGGCAGUUCGGCUGCACUGGAUCGCGAGGAUUCCGAUUUACUUUACGCUGGUGCUGUGGUCGCUUGCUGCUGGUGUUAGCAUCUUGUCGGGCAGCGGGGUUGUCAAGAACAGAGUUGGGCUGGCCGUAUACCCGCUGUUUAUUUUUUACCUGGGGCUGGGCUGCCUAUGCUUCUUGAGCUAG
Thermochaetoides thermophila DSM 1495 is the source of this 1020-nucleotide messenger RNA. RefSeq lists its product as uncharacterized. Lineage: Eukaryota; Fungi; Ascomycota; Sordariomycetes; Sordariales; Chaetomiaceae. Gene Ontology annotation, cellular component: trans-Golgi network; membrane. Bases 1 to 1020 code for a protein of 339 amino acids. The record is from RefSeq and is a predicted model, not a curated record. The transcript has 3 exons. Gene Ontology annotation, biological process: endoplasmic reticulum to Golgi vesicle-mediated transport.